Molecule: messenger RNA, 1299 nt
Organism: Brettanomyces bruxellensis
Lineage: Eukaryota; Fungi; Ascomycota; Pichiomycetes; Pichiales; Pichiaceae
Exons: 1
Coding region: 1-1299 (432 amino acids)
Biological process (GO): ribosomal large subunit biogenesis
Cellular component (GO): preribosome, large subunit precursor
Molecular function (GO): zinc ion binding; nucleic acid binding
Source: RefSeq, a predicted model, not a curated record
AUGCUCUCAAACUUCAACGGCCUCCCCACACACUCAACACCAACCUCAUCAGGUAUCUUCACAUGCAUCUCAUGCCGGAUAAAGUUCCAUUCUGCGGAAUUGCAGCGAAUGCACAUGAAAACAGAGUGGCACAGGUACAAUUUGAAGCGGCGGGUGGCCGAAUUGCCGCCCGUUAGCUCUGAAAUGUUUGAGAUCAAAGUUUUGCAGCAAAAAGCAAAGCAAGUACAAUUGGACGAGUUUGGGUUUAGAAAGCUGCAACCAAGGGCACGGAAGCCGGCUAGAAGGAGUCACCGUGUGCGACCGGCCCGUAUUACGGUUUCCCAGCGGUACACAAGUCCGACAAUGUCGGUUUCAUCCGAAACUUCAACUUUUACUCUAGGAUCUACGGAGUCUGAAGAGAUGAGCUCGUCUGUAUACGAUAUAGACUCCGCUUUGUCGGAGGAUCAGACGUCUGGUACAGAACGCUACUUUUCCAGCGGUGCGGAGGAGUCGGAUGAAGAAAAUGUUGCCGAAACGGAAGGCGAGUCGGACGAAAACGGGACUGAUAGAGAGGAAAUACAACCACACAGCAUACCGGUGACAGUAUGCUUUUAUUGUGGUAGAGAAAGCGGUGGAGUGGAGGAUAACAUUCGGCACAUGUUCAAAAAUCAUGGAUUGUACAUUCCGGAGCGGUCUUACUUGGUGGAUGUUGAUGGUCUUUUGCGAUAUCUCUCGGAUAUGGUGGUAGUUCGUCUUGAAUGUAUAAAAUGCGGAUUUGUUGGCAAAACACUGCAGAGCAUUCGGCAGCAUGUUGCCAAAAAGGGACACUGCGUUGUUCCAUACGAGACAUCGGAAGAUCGGAGUGCAGUGAGACGGUUUUACAACUUUGAUUCGACCCUUGAGACUCAUUCGGCAGAUUCAAAUGCCAAAAGUGUGGAAUUUGGCGGGGAACAGGUUAUAAACGAACCAGGAAGCGACAGUAAUAGUGCUACGGAUGCAACAGAGUACACUAUAGCUGAAAUUGACAGCACUGGUGCAGAGAUGCGGCUUCCAAAUGGCGUUUGUUUGGGAAAUAGGAGAUAUGCGAGAUACUACAGGCAGAACAUUAUAAGACCGGAGGAUAUAGAAGUUCCGGAAAGCGAAAGAACAGUGGCUACUGUUUAUGCUAAGGCGGACGAGAUAAACCAGAUAGGGCAAAGAUUGAAGAGGCAGGAGCUUAAGGAGAUCGGACUAAUAGAAGCCAGGAAGAACUCAAAAGCGCUUUCAUUGAAAUUGAAGAAGGGUAACAGCUUCAAGUAUGCGAGAAAGGAGAUAAUAUGA